AUGUUCACCGGUCUUGUUGAGAAAAUAGGGACUGUCUCGUCCCUCGAGCCUCUCGAUACCUCCUCAAGCGGGGGCGGGGGUACAUCCUUGACCAUCUCCGACUGUGAGGAGAUUCUCACAGAUUGCCAUCUCGGCGACAGUAUAGCUGUCAAUGGAACCUGUCUAACAGUAACCGCCUUCGACAAGACCUGGUUCAAGGUCGGCGUCGCCCCCGAAACCCUCCGCCGCACGAAUCUCGGUUCCCUGCAGACAAACUCCCGCGUGAACCUCGAACGCGCCGUCCUGGGUGAAACGCGCAUGGGCGGUCACUUUGUGCAAGGCCACGUCGAUACCAUCGCCAAGAUCCUUUCUGUGACGCCGGAGGGCAAUGCGCUGGUGUUCCGGAUGCAGCCGCGCGAUGUGGGCGUGAUGCGGUAUAUCGUGGAGAAGGGAUAUGUCACGCUGGACGGGGCUAGUUUGACGGUGACGAAUGUUGUGGAUGGUCCGGAGGGAUACUUUGAGGUGAUGCUUAUUGCGUAUACGCAGGAGAAGAUUGUCACGGCGGCGAAGAAGCCUGGGGAUUAUGUGAAUGUGGAGAUUGAUAUUGUGGGCAAGUAUGUGGAGAAGAGUGUGCAGGGGUACUUUGCUGGUACUGCCGGUGGGGAUAUGAAGAUGUUGGAGAAAAUGGUGGAGAGGAUUGUCGAGGAGAAGUUGAGGAAGUAG
This is a messenger RNA of Aspergillus luchuensis, 702 nucleotides long. RefSeq names its product riboflavin synthase (gene RIB5). The transcript is spliced from 3 exons. Lineage: Eukaryota; Fungi; Ascomycota; Eurotiomycetes; Eurotiales; Aspergillaceae. Gene Ontology annotation, molecular function: riboflavin synthase activity. The coding region runs from base 1 to 702 and encodes 233 amino acids. The record is from RefSeq and is a predicted model, not a curated record. Gene Ontology annotation, biological process: riboflavin biosynthetic process.